AUGACUUUGAAUCACAGCAGCUACCACAUCGGCUGGAUAUGCGCCUUACCCAUCGAGAUGGCCGCAGCGAGAUGUCUGUUGGAUGAAUCUCACCCCGAUCUCGAGCAACCCCGCACCGACACAAACAGCUACGCACUUGGGAGUAUCAGUUCACAUAACGUCGUGAUCGCCUGUCUUCCCUCAGGUGUCUAUGGUACUACCUCCGCAGCUAUCGUCGCAAAGCAGAUGAUCACGACAUUCCCCAAUCUUUCCUUCGGGCUGAUGGUAGGAAUUGGGGGCGGCGUUCCUCCUAUUUCACGAUCAACACCGGAUAUCCGUCUAGGAGACGUUGUUGUUGGUAUCCCCAGCGGCUCGUUUGGAGGUGUUGUCGCAUAUGACUACGGCAAGACAAUUGCAGAUGGAGAGUUCCUGCCGACGGGCUCGCUGAAUCACCCUCCUUUCAGCGUUCUCACGGCAGUGAGUAACCUCCGUGCAUCACAUCUGGUGGACAAGGGUCUUCUUGAAGGAAUUAUAAACGAUGCUAUCACUCAGUAUCCCAGUUUUCGGUCACCGGGCUCUGAGAACGAUAUUCUUCAUGAUACUUGUACAAACCCAGAUUUGCCUAUUAGUGAAGCGCCUGUCGUGCAGCGUGCAGCACGGUCAUCUGAUCUCCCACAGAUACAUUAUGGAACAAUAGCUUCUGGAAACCGUCUCAUCAAGCACGGGAAAACUAGAGAUCAGUUGGCGGCGAAGCAUGACAUUCUUUGCGUCGAAAUGGAAGCUGCAGGGCUGAUGGAUCUUGAUAAUUUCCCCUGUCUGGCUAUUCGAGGAAUAUGUGAUUACGCCGAUGAGUUCAAAGCCAAGGAAUGGCAGCCCUAUGCUGCGAUUGUCGCUGCAGCCUAUGCAAAGGAGUUACUGGGCAUCAUUCCCAAGGCCAAAGUUGACUUGACAGCCGCUUCAACUUCUUCAACAGAAACUUUAGUUGCCAGUUCCGCUCCCCCUCUACCUUCUGGGAUUUUGCACAAUAUCUUCCCCGUGGAAAAGAAUUUCAUCGGUAGUCUAAUAACGGAUACCUUGUCUCCACGAGAUAAUUUCUACUCCUUGCCAGUAUCCCCAUCUUCUGCUCAACUCGCUGUCAUCCAUCAAUCAGUCCCACAUACCAUCAAUCUUUCCGCUAUGGGCUAUACGAACAUUCUGUCAAAAAUGUCCACCAAGGGUAAUCCCACCGAAGCCGACUAUUCCGUCACGGUCGACCGCUCCAGCUCAUGCACGCUAAACAAUUCAAAUGACUGGUUCGAAGCAAUGAGCUCCAAGAGAAAAACACGACAGUGGGUCGAAAAACAAAUCGAACGUUCAAAUGAUCAGAUAUACUUGGUAGUCGGGUUUCGAAGUCUGUGGCACAGAGAUAUAGACACCUCGCUCAAGAGCAGCGAGCAGAGCGAUCUACCCUGUAUCGGUGAGGCAGUGUACGCCGUGCAGUAUCGUCAGCUCAAAUUCAAGUGGUAUCGCAGGAAGGAUAUUGAUGCGGCUACUCUACAAAAGGGUAAUUGCUGGCAGAGUUUGUAUACUUCUCGUGGUGAUGACGAUGAUGAUGAGGCAGAGGACUAUUUGAAGGUUACUUUGGGUGAUGAUGUUGACGAAUCUUGA
Penicillium longicatenatum is the source of this 1626-nucleotide messenger RNA. RefSeq names its product nucleoside phosphorylase domain-containing protein. The record is from RefSeq and is a predicted model, not a curated record. Gene Ontology annotation, molecular function: catalytic activity. The coding region runs from base 1 to 1626 and encodes 541 amino acids. NCBI's taxonomy places the organism in Eukaryota, Fungi, Ascomycota, Eurotiomycetes, Eurotiales, Aspergillaceae. The transcript has a single exon. Gene Ontology annotation, biological process: nucleoside metabolic process.